Molecule: messenger RNA, 3219 nt
Organism: Klebsormidium nitens
Lineage: Eukaryota; Viridiplantae; Streptophyta; Klebsormidiophyceae; Klebsormidiales; Klebsormidiaceae
Source: the annotation of a GenBank genome assembly
AUUGAAACGAGCAGGAGAGGAGGAGGUGUCACUGUCAACGUCAAAAUCACAUGUGGCAUAAUUGAUGGAGUGGCGUCUUCAUAUGCUCCGCUGUCUGCAGUGCCCUCGUUUUUGACGGAGUGCUUUUUGAGGUGAACCCUGUGAACGACACAUAAUGUAAUUCAGCUGGGAGAGGAGCUGACACAGGCCGGCAAAUGGUUGAUACAAGAGGAGGUACUGCAAGUGACCUGAGGGUUUCACAUGUGACCUUGUUCCAUGGUCCUUGCAGUUGAUAAGCAGUUUUUCCGGAAGUGCCCUACGAACUGAUUAGGGAGCGUGUAGGAUCGCAAACAUGGCCAAGCGAGCCUACAAACUGCAGGAGUUUGUGGCGCACUCCUCUAAUGUCAAUUGUUUGAAGAUUGGGCGCCGGUCGUCUGGGGUUCUCGUGACUGGAGGCGAUGACAAGAAGGUCAACAUGUGGGCCAUUGGGAAGCCAGAUUCCAUCAUGAGCCUCACCGGGCACAGCAGCCCAAUCGAGUGCGUCACCUUCGACCUGGCUGAGGAGAUCGUAGUGGCCGGCGCAGCUGGCGGCACUCUCAAGAUCUGGGAUCUUGAGCUCCAGAAAGUCGUGCGAACUCUGACGGGCCACCGCGCGAACUGCAUCUCUGUGGAUUUCCAUCCAUACGGGGAGUACUUUGCGUCGGGUUCACUGGACACUAACCUGAAGAUCUGGGACAUCCGGAGGCGCGGGUGUGUUCACACCUACAAGGGCCACACGGGGGGCGUGCGGUGUGUGAAGUUCAGCCCGGACGGAAGGUGGCUCGUGUCGGGCGGACAGGACAACUCAGUCAAGCUGUGGGAUCUAACGGCGGGCAAAAUGAUGCACGACUUUACGCUCCAUGACGGGCCAAUCCACGACCUCACGUUUCAUCCCCACGAGUUCGUCCUGGCCACUGGCUCCCAGGACCGCACCACCAAACUGUGGGACCUUGAGACGUACGAGCUCAUUGGCUCAGCUGGGCCGGAAACAACCGGUGUGCGAAACGUGUUUUUCACGCCAGACGGGAGAACGGUCCUCAGCGCCGUUCAGGACAAUCUCAAGGUGUGGGGCUGGGAGCCUGUGGUGUGCCAUGACACAGUCGACACCAACUGGGGCCGCAUAUCCGAUAUGGCGCUGCACGAGGGCAAAGUCAUAGGCUGCUCCAUCCAGCAGAGCACCGUCGGCGUCUGGAUCGUCGACCUUUCCCGCGUCGCGCCCUUCUCCGCCGGAGCACAGAGCAAAGCGGCCCCAAAACCGAUCAGCCGGCCCGCAACCGAGAUCCGCCCCGUCAGCAACGGCAGCGAUAACGGGAGCCAAGUGGCAAGCCGCGAGUCGAGCCAACAGUCUAGCCGGGCCACGACGCCCGCGAAACCAAUCAGCCGCGCCCGAACCCCUCCAGACAGCGCUGAGCAAGUGUUCAGCAGCCCGUCCGUGCACGCCGGCAGCGCAUCGUCGCCCCCGCCAGCCAAAGCCGCCGACUUCUACGCUCCCCGGGCGUCCCCUGCGGCAGCAAGCGGAGCGCGGCAGGCAGGGUCUGUCAUUGCCACACCUCCAAGGGGAUCCCCCCGGCCUGGAGCUGAUGUUUCUACAGCGCCUCUGCCGUCAGAUAGGAGUGAAAAGCGAGAGUUGCAGAGGACACCCCCGCGAAGAAGAGAAGAGGCGACCCCGAGAGGAGAGAAGGGUAACGGCGGCAGCAGCUCGCUGCCAAGAGGCGAGGACCGAGACCCCAUGGGCGAGGCGGCCGCUUCAGGAAGCGGACGAACAGAAGAAGGGACGGAAGGUGGAGUAAAUGUCAAGCACAACAACGGGAGUGUGACUGACCGCAGUGCUCCCAAGGAUUACGAGCGGCCCUCCCAACCUAACAGCUCCGCCGACGACACCGGACAGAAAGCUGGGAUCGGCCGGCGCGUCAGCCGGGCCGAGAAGAAAGAGAUCGAGUUCGAGAUCCUCGCGCCUGCGGGACCAAACCCGCACCGUACGUCGGAGGCUGACGCUGCGGGGGUGCCCACGUCAGCAGAGCCAGUGAGGGCCGGGGGCAAGCGCCGGUCCGGGCUGUUCAAGCCGGAGGACCACGACAUUUUCGGACCAACUCGGACUGCGGACGGGGCGGGCUUGAGCGGACGGGAUUCGGACGCUGUAGUACGGUCCGAGAACGGGAGGGAGGCGGAAGGGGCGGUACCGAGCGGACGGGGGAAGUCGCCGAGAGGCGAGAAGGAGACUAAGAGCGUUGCCAUUGCGGCCCCGGGGGACUCGCUGAUGAGAGGGGCGGCGUUGCCGGGAGCGGCGUUGAGCACUCCGGGACCGUCAGGUCGAGAGCCACCGUUCUCGCAUCACACCCCGGCCUCCAACGGUGGUUCCCGGGCGCGAGUUGACGCUCUGUCAGCCUUGUCAGCGUUAGCACGGUCACCUUCGGUUACUGGCGACCGGUCACGGAAAGAAGGGCCGUUGGGAUUAGACAUCAAAGCAUUCCUCCCGAAGAGCGCCUCCAAGCUGGCCCCCGACGGGGACGCCGCGAGCGUCUCCGACGCCGAACUGAUCGAGUCACUCAUGGGGCAACACGCCACAAUGAGCACUAUCAUGCAAUCCCGGCUCACCAAUUUGGCGGUGGUCCGCACUUUCUGGGCGCGUAACGAUCUCAAGGGGGCGAUCGAGGCGAUGGACAAAAUGGCGGACCAUGCGUUGUUAGUGGACGUCCUCGGGACCAUGGCGCACCGGUCGGACGUAUUCUCACUGGAGCUGGCCGCGCAGGCGAUGCCGCUGCUGGGGGAGCUGCUCACCAGCCAGCACGACAGAUACGUCCUGGUCGCCAUUGCUGUUGCCGCGAGCCUGUUGAAAAGCUUCGGCUCGCUGAUCAAGGAAGCCAGGCAGGCGUCCCCGGCGGUGGGUGUGGACCUCAGUGCAGAGGAAAGAUUAGAGCGAUGCAAUGCGUGUUACCGUGGGUUCCUCGUCUUGAGAGGGAAGCUAGAGGGCCUAGCAAGGACUAGUGGGGAGGUCGGCAAGAUGUCAAGGGAGCUCAUUUUCGAGCUCGAAGAACUACAAUGAUGGCUUGUCGUGAUUGACCGUCACUUAAGCAGUAGGGUCAUUGAAUGGGGCCUUCAACUUCAGGAUUCCGCGUACCUCGACUUCCAAGGCCGUCGCCGUGAUUAGUGCCUACAUCUGGCUUAUGUCAGAUCCUCUCGAUUACAAUCGCAGUAAAGGCU